Molecule: messenger RNA, 1119 nt
Organism: Populus nigra (black poplar)
Lineage: Eukaryota; Viridiplantae; Streptophyta; Magnoliopsida; Malpighiales; Salicaceae
Exons: 1
Coding region: 514-891 (125 amino acids)
Source: RefSeq, a predicted model, not a curated record
AAGAGGAACCAAGCUACCAAAAGUAGAAGUACAAAAUGUUUCAAUCCGGGAAUCCUAUUUCAGUUACUACCAUUGCCGCAUUAUUUACAUCAUAGCAUCAUUUUUGUUGGUUUUAAUCCUCACACAGCCUCUCAAGCUUCUCGUCUUCUUGUUUUCCUUGCCAUUUAGGCAUUUCCCUCUGUUGCAACCUCACUCACUGAAACUAGUCUAUUGCCUCGUCUUCCCAUUUUCUUGAUACUUCAGCUAUAUAUUCUUCUACAUUUCCCUAUAUGCCACUGUAACCCUCGUCUCCUUACCCCUCUUAUGCUACAUAUAUAUAUAUAUAUAUUCUGUUUAUCCUCGCUUUAACGUUCCCAUUCUUUUUCACCGCAGUCAGCUACCUUUUUUUUUUUUGGCUCUGGCUUUAGACGCACAUCUAUUCUUUACCUUGUCCUUCUGCUUGCUCUCAUCUUGGUUGUGACUCUCUCUCUCUCUCUCAUAUUACACCAACUGUUCAUAUUCAUAUUUCCUUUCAUGGGGACCUUGGAGGCAAGAUUAAACGAUCAGUUGACACCAGCAGUCCAGCCGCCACCAGCAGUGGCGAAACCAAGCGGCAAUACAAAUCAUUCGAUCGAAACCCUUGUUGUUGUCUUAGCUGUGAUCACUAUAGCAGCUGUUAUUGCAGGGAUUAUUGCACGGUUAUGCGGUGGGCGACACUUUGGCGGCAAUGGAGAGCAUGACAUAGAAGGUUGGGUAGAGAGCAGAUGUAGGAAUUGUAUUGACGGUGGAGUCCCCGCAGCGCCACCCCCGCCAGCAGAGGCAAAGCCAGCAGCGGCAGCAGCAGAUGCAAAGCCAGCAGCGGCAGCAGCAGAGGCAAAGCCAGCAGCGGCAGCAGAAGAGGCAAAGAAGUGAAUAUGGUCAUAGAAGUGCAGAACUAAAGCAUCAUAGCAGAAAAUAUCUUGGAAUAUUAUCACAUAUUAACAUUGUUUUAGCUUAGUAGAGAGUGAUUACGCUUUUGCUGCUUCAGUGUAGUGCCAUUCAUCAUCAUAUGCUAAGUGUCAUUUAACAGAACAAUUAAAAGGGAUGUUGAGUAAUGAUUUCAGCAGAAACUUAAUAGAGUGUAUGCUUGUUUAUCUUCAA